AUGGACUACAAUGAAGUUUUUGCCCACUCGAUUCAGAGAAUCCCAGCAAGCAACCAUUGUGCACCGUUAAUUUUAUCCGUGCCUGCGCUUGCAAAACGUCAAAAUGUUACUAUCACUGCGUAUGAUUUUUCUGAAGCUCAGGCUGGAAAGGAUAUUUGUGACAGAAAAAUCGCCUCAUUAAAAGCACAUAUCCAACGAUAUAUUAAUGAGGACCACAAUGUUACAACGGCAUCUGAGAUGUUUGAUGCAUGUAGGUCGUAUAACGGAGUGCGCGGCUGCUACGUUAGUGUCAUGAACAUUGAUGAAACAGUAAUAAGUGAACGCGUCACAUGGACUGGAAUCACUACAAUGACCAAUUUCACUUAUGAAGAAAAUGGUGUAAGGGUUUGGAAAGCGUUUGGAAUCGGAAAAGGAGUACUACACAGUUAUGAUAAACUCUUACGGAAAAAUGAGUGUAAUGUGCGGCCAAUGUUCACUGUGGUGGAAUAUUCCACUCCUCAAAUAUAUACUGGUGCUGCGCAUCGUACCACUGAAACACUUUUCUCCUGUUCAGAACAAAGCAAGGAUGAUUGGUUGAAUUCGAGACAAAUUGCCUCUUACUUUUCAAGAUUGGCCGCCUUGCAAAAAUGUGGACACCUAGAUGCAGAAUCAAAUAAGCCUGCGACAACCAUUGAUGUGGAAAAUAACGACUGUAAUAUUGUAGAACAGGUGGUGGAACGACGUCGCCUACGACGAAGAAUAAUAUCCGAUUUGGAUGAAUAA
This is a messenger RNA of Lottia gigantea (owl limpet), 762 nucleotides long. RefSeq lists its product as hypothetical. The record is from RefSeq and is a predicted model, not a curated record. NCBI's taxonomy places the organism in Eukaryota, Metazoa, Mollusca, Gastropoda, Lottiidae. The transcript has a single exon. Bases 1 to 762 code for a protein of 253 amino acids.